AUGCUGCAGUGGAACUGGGCGGCGUACCAGAGCGGGGCGCUGCAGUGCGAGAACUCCGCCUGGGAUGUGCCAGAGGACUGUGGCAAGGCCACCCGCACCAACAAUGCGACCUGCGACCCUCACGCGUCAUGGGAACAAUGCAUCCCCCGCCUGGCGCCGCCAGGCCAGAUUGCGACCGAGAACUUUGUGAACUGGUGA
Monoraphidium neglectum is the source of this 198-nucleotide messenger RNA. RefSeq lists its product as hypothetical. The coding region runs from base 1 to 198 and encodes 65 amino acids. Lineage: Eukaryota; Viridiplantae; Chlorophyta; Chlorophyceae; Sphaeropleales; Selenastraceae. The transcript has 3 exons. The record is from RefSeq and is a predicted model, not a curated record.